AUGGACUUGCCUUUGCGCUGCAACUCGCUCAAAUGCCGCGCACGUCUGAGCGAAAGAGCUGUGGUCACAACCUGCAGCCACAUCUUCUGUGAGCCAUGCUCGGUCUCUCUCGGGCUUACUAGCUCAUCAAAUGGCGUUCGCGUGUGCCCUGCCUGCGAUGCCCAACUUGCGAACCCAGAUGAUGCCGUUACUACACAGCUCAAUCCGACCGAAGACUACAAGACAAGCGUCCUCAGUGGCCUCAGUCCGACAAUCAUUAUGGAAUGCUGUAGCCGUGGGAUCGCAUUCUACCAAUACCAAGUUACACAAGAGAUCAUGUAUCACGAAUAUAUGGCCAAGAAUUUGGCGGACAGAUAUGCCAACCUCAACUCUCAGAUGGAUAAUGUCAUCAAAGACGCCAACUUGGAGAUCAGCGGGCUGAGAGACAGGCUGGAGAGAAUGCAUCUGGAGAAGAAGGCGCUCGAGCAAAAGAAUCAGGAACUGGUCAACGCAUUCAGCGAAAAGAGCAAGGCCCACCAGCGCCUGACCAAGCUAUACCAAAGAGUCAAAGGCACACAGGACGCUGAGCAGAUACGACACGCCGCUGCAGAUGAUGUAGACAAUGUGAUCCAGGCG
Messenger RNA from Aureobasidium melanogenum CBS 110374, 615 nucleotides. RefSeq lists its product as uncharacterized. NCBI's taxonomy places the organism in Eukaryota, Fungi, Ascomycota, Dothideomycetes, Dothideales, Saccotheciaceae. Gene Ontology annotation, biological process: reciprocal meiotic recombination. The transcript has 4 exons. The record is from RefSeq and is a predicted model, not a curated record. Gene Ontology annotation, cellular component: synaptonemal complex. Gene Ontology annotation, molecular function: ubiquitin protein ligase activity. The annotation marks the transcript as partial.